This is a messenger RNA of Chelmon rostratus (copperband butterflyfish), 2915 nucleotides long. RefSeq names its product intercellular adhesion molecule 5 (gene icam5). The coding region runs from base 122 to 2590 and encodes 822 amino acids. Gene Ontology annotation, biological process: cell-cell adhesion. The transcript has 10 exons. The record is from RefSeq and is a predicted model, not a curated record. Gene Ontology annotation, cellular component: membrane. Gene Ontology annotation, molecular function: integrin binding. NCBI's taxonomy places the organism in Eukaryota, Metazoa, Chordata, Actinopteri, Chaetodontiformes, Chaetodontidae.
UCAUUUUAAUCAGGCUCUGCUCUGAGCCAGGACUCAUCUUGUCCAGGUACUGAAGCUCAACAGUCCUGAACCACACCCUGCUUCCUCCAUCCACCUCCUUCCUCCUGAGUGCUGAGCCAGCAUGCUGCCUCUCAGGAUGUUGGGCCCUCUCAUGCUCAUGUUUUUACUAUGUGAUGCAGACAGUUUGUGCCCCUCGGAGCUCAACCCCGUCCUGGAUCCUCCUCACGUUAUAGGAGAAUACGGAACAUCAGUCUUGGUAAACUGCACAAGCCCAGAUGACAAUCAUGAAGGGAUGUACUGGAGAGUUGACGAGACAACCUCUGACACCGAAGAUGAGGAGGGUUUCAUCUCUAAGAUGCUCUCACUGUCAGACUGGAAUGUAACAGCUGAGUGCAGAAUACAGCUGAAUGUCUCCUCUGAAUGCAGCGAAGGCCUUGAAAUCACUAUAUUCAAGAAUCCAGCGAACGUCUUCAUGUUUCCCACAAGGGAUGCUUACGCCGUGGUGGAAGGGACACCGUACGAGCUGCGGUGUGUUGUCCAAGAUGUCGCUCCUGUUCAAAACCUCACUGUGAGGUGGUACAAAAACAGUGAAACCGUCAUGAUAGACUCUUUCACCAGCAGCACCACCAAAAUACCAGUAGACCAGUCUUCCACUCUAACGGUCAACAUCAGCAGAGGAGAAAGUGGGGCUCAGUUUCGAUGUGAGGCCCAGCUGGACUUUGGGCCACAUGGACCGCAGCCUCCUGUUAUGCAUGCCACACAACCCGUUUAUGUGCACUAUGCUCCUGAGCUCAAAAACAAUAUAGAUAUUGAGGAUGUCUCUGUGGAUGAGGGUGCUGAUGUCUCCCUGACCUGUGAAGCUGAGGGGAACCCUCCUCCUGUCUUUAACUGGAACUGUGAUGGCGUGAAUAUGUUGGUGAACAUGAAUAUUCUCAACAUUGCCCAAGUAAUAACCAGCAGAACCUGCGAAUGCACAGCUACCAAUUAUGUGGGAAACACAACUAAGCAAAUCCAUGUUCAAGUGAUUAAAACUACCACAACAAACCCUGCAGCCACGACCGCCCCUGAGGCACCAUCACAACAAGCAGGCUGCCCCCUAGUACUGACACCUGCUGAAGUUGUGGUGAGAUUUGGAGAUCCGGUUUCAGUGAACUGCACCACAACAGCCACGGAUGCUCUGAAAAUGGGUUGGGAGACCACAUCCGGAGGCACGGGGUCUGAACAUGUGUCUGCUGUUACCUGGACGGUUGAAGAACUGAAAGACUGGACCGUAGACCCCAAGUGCUUUGUGACUCUGGAGGAUAAGCAGUGCCAGGUGUCUCUAGCCAUCACUCUUUAUAAGACUCCGGACAUUGUGUCACUUUCUGGGCUGGAACGUGGUCCGAUGGUAGAGGGCCAAGAGUACCAGCUGAAAUGUGACAUCAUCAAAGUGGCUCCUGUGCAGAAGCUGGAAGUGAAGUGGUACCGAGGCAGUGAAAUGGUGCACGCACAAAUGUUUAAUGACACCAGUGUGACCCCAGUCAACGUGUCCUCUACCUUGAAAGUCAUUCCUGAGAGAGAUUACAACGGAGCACUUUUCAGAUGCCAGGCUGAGCUGCACCUCGGACCAAAAGGGCCAGAGCUCAUCCCCACCGCCCGAUCACCACCAUACCCUGCUGAUGUGCUCUAUAAGCCACUGAUCCGAGCUUGUCCAGACCGUUACACUGGUGUGGAGAAUGAGUUCAGUCUGGACAUGCUGCCCUGCAAAGCUGAUGGGAAGCCUUCGCCCACUGUGCAGUGGUACUAUCAGGGUAAACCGGUCAAUGCAUCAGAGCGUCUCACCAGGACUCAGUCAGGAGAGUACACGGCUGAUGUUGUAAAUAGCCUUGGCAUGAGCAAGGCUGCUAUCACUAUCACAAUUGAAUAUCUCCCUUCAUUUACCUGCGUCUAUCUCUAUGAGGUUCAAGAGGAUGAUCAGCUCCAAACCAUGUGUGAACCAAAGGGAAUGCCCCCGCCUGUCGUCACCUUGAUUAAAGGUGGAAAAGAGGUGAAGGCCCCACAGCGCUGGACAAAGAAUGAUCGUGGAGAAUACUUAGUUAGAGCAACCAAUAAACAUGGAACAGCCCACCACUUGAUAUAUCUUAAUGUUUUGUAUGCCCCUUUGAUCAGUGGGGGAGAUGUCACCAUGGGGGUGACCCCAGGUCAAAAUGUGACUUUUAACUGCACUGUCGAGGGCAACCCUCCGCCUUUGAUCAGUUGGCAGUACACCCCUGCUGUGAAUGUAAUGGAGACCACUGGGGGGCGCCAUAACACUAUCAGCAUCACAGGAGCCACGUCUACCAAUGAUGGUGUUUACAACUGUGUUGCCACGAAUGAAGUUGGGAGCGUGACAAGAUCUUUCUCACUGAUUGUGCAAGGUCACCCCAGUGUGCUCAAAUUGGGAAACAUUCGGGUGUUUCUAAUUCCAGCGAUCUUUAUCAGCAUCAUCUUAAUCAUCAUCAUAUACCACAACCGCCGGAAAAAACAUAGAAAAUACAGUUUUGUCCCUGAUAAUGCUAAGGAUAGUUCAGAUAUCCCUCUGACUCCUAAGUCUGGCGGUGUGCAAGCUUAGGAUAUUUAUUACUUACUGAAAAGGUAAGAUUAAAUCAGACGAGGGACUAAAAACUCCCUCAGGUGUGUCAUUUGUCCUGAACUGCAAGAAUGUCCUGUAAAUGUAUUUUCAUUUUGACUUUUGUCUGGUACAAUCUUAGGUUUACAUCAGUGACGGAAGAGGUAAAAAAUACCCUUUUUUAAUGUAUGAGGUACUAAUAAGGAGCACUUGCCAUGCAGUGCCACUGAGGAAGCAGGUGUUUUAUAACAUGGGUUUGUAUUUUUGAGGUUUAAAGUGUAACAGAGCUUUCUUUUAAUUCUUAAUAAAGUUGUUCAAUCGCCUGUGA